Molecule: messenger RNA, 1869 nt
Organism: Haliotis rubra (blacklip abalone)
Lineage: Eukaryota; Metazoa; Mollusca; Gastropoda; Lepetellida; Haliotidae
Product: dopamine beta-hydroxylase-like
Molecular function (GO): dopamine beta-monooxygenase activity; copper ion binding
Source: RefSeq, a predicted model, not a curated record
AUGCUGGUCGAUAUUCCAUCUGGAGCUGUCACCAGCAGUAUGAAGUGUUUCAAGGGACUGCUUGUUUUGUGUUUCACCAUCGGUGUUUCACACGGAUACCGACAUUACCAAGACGACCUACCCAACGGCGACGCAGUGCCUCAUCCUUGCAAGUCAAACUUCUUGUGGCGGGGCUUGGGGCACACGAACCCUCAGGGAGGGGGGAGCAGGAAUCCAUUUGGUCUCGAUUUCCAGGAAGUGGAAGAGUGGAGUAAAGAGCUGUGUCAGAAGGACUCCGAUGGCGAUGGACUGACCAAUGGUCAAGAGUUAGGAGAUCCUGAUUGUGUGUGGAAUCCCGGUCAGUUCCCACAGAGGACCAGUAACAUCACGCAUCCAGGUAUUUGUGACCCCUGGGGAAGCCCUCAGUGCACGGCCAAGAACGACUGGGUGUCUUGUACAGCGGGCGAGUUUGUAUGCAACGCCACAAAAGAACCUGAGGUGAGGAGCUUCACUCUGAGAUAUCCUCCCACGAGGGUGCCUCCGACGGAGACCAACUACUACUGCAUGACCUUCAACGUCAGCGACUACAUCGACAUGUCACAGGACUACCACCUGAUUGCCACUAAGCCAGAAAUCAACAACUCCAACGUCAUGCACCACAUCGUCUUGUUUGGAUGCAACGACGACGCGGUCAUGUCAGACCAUGCCACGCCGUGUUACAUGUCCCAGAAAGGAUGUUCACAAUUUCUUGGCCUGUGGACCCUGGGUCUUGAUGGAACUUGCGAAUACGAAGAGGCCGGAUAUCGAAUAGGUCGCACUGGCUCAAAGAAGAUGGUCAUGCAGUUCCAUUGGACCAAUCCCGAGCUGAGAAGUGACUAUGUUGACAGUUCUGGAAUGACCAUAUAUUACACGCCGAAACAGAGAAAGUACAAUGCCGGAUUCCUACUUACUGGUCAAAUGUAUCUGGAGAUUCCCCCAGGUGUCAAGCGGUCUACCUUUGAGUCCACCUGCACAGAAGAGUGCACCAACAAACUGAUGAAGGGCAAUAUCUACAUAACAUCGGGCCUCAGCCAUAUGCAUUAUCUAGGGUACAAAGAGGAGGUCGAGUUGAUCCGAAAUGGUGAAAUGGUGACGAAUGUGAUCGAUGACGCCAAGUAUUCCUAUGACAGCCCCCAGUUGAAAAUGUACUCCACCCCCAUUGAGAUGAGACAGGGUGACAGUUUGAAGACCACGUGCAUCUACCGAUCUCUGUCCAAGACCCGCACGACCAUGUACGGAGAUGGAUCCUACGAUGAGAUGUGCUUUGGCCUCUUCUCCUACUUCCCGGAAGAAAACAUGACCGGAAGCUGCAUUACAUGGAAGAACGUGGAUUUCUGUAAAUUCUCGGAUGACGAAAUUGACGGAUGUAACAGCCGAACCUUUAGAAACCUAUCCAGUCCUGAAAUGCGAGUGAUCGUGAAUGAGGUGAUGGGCAGCUGUAACCACUACGGCCCCUGCAGACUGGAAUGUCCAGCUGUUCUUGAACAAGUCAACAAACACCCUUGCCUGCAGGGCCAGCUUGGGGAAUACUUGUUGCAUGAUUUCGCUGACGGACGAGAUCCCGAUAAGAUUAAGUUUGCGCAUGCGCUGAGGUCAUGUGACGGGGAAGCCGACCCAGUGGACACACCGUAUCCGUUUUCAGGUGCACGUGCAGCAUCUUCCGUAGUCGCAACCUUAAUCGUAGCAAUCGUAAUUGCCUCAGUACUGUAGGUUUGUCAGGUAUCUGCUGCUGCUGAUUUUGGAUCUUAAAUUACUUCAACUCUUAAAUGCUUCCUGAGUAUCUCAAGGGCGAUGGGGGUAGUCUAGUGGAUAACACGUUCGCUCGUCACGCCAGAGACCAGGGUUUUAUUC